This is a messenger RNA of Bicyclus anynana (squinting bush brown), 7204 nucleotides long. RefSeq names its product exportin-6 (gene ebo). The transcript has 21 exons. Gene Ontology annotation, molecular function: small GTPase binding; nuclear export signal receptor activity. NCBI's taxonomy places the organism in Eukaryota, Metazoa, Arthropoda, Insecta, Lepidoptera, Nymphalidae. The record is from RefSeq and is a predicted model, not a curated record. Gene Ontology annotation, biological process: protein export from nucleus. The coding region runs from base 202 to 3300 and encodes 1032 amino acids.
UUGACAUAAAUAUAUUAGCCCCGAAUCUGAAAUGGAGUUUUUUUAUUUAGAAAACUGAAAUAAAGUUACUUGUAUGCAAAUAGCGUUAUUUCUGUAUGUAGAACCAAUAUACGCUACUAAAUUUCUAUAUCAUUAACAUAUGUGGUUCACAGAAUUAUUAUGUAAAUUCUCAAUUUACUAAAACAAAAAUAAGUUACAAUCAUGUCUGAGUUCGAAAUUAAUGAGGCGUUGGCCUCGUUAGAGAUGCUAAUGUCGGAGUUCUUCGCACCGACUACUAAUAAUUUUAGGAAAAGAGAAAUAGAAAAUAUGCUAGAGAAUUUUUCAAAUAAUCGCGACUCAUGGAAGCACUGUUUGUUAUUUCUACAAAAAUCACAGAAUCAGUAUGUGUUAAUGUUUAUUCUCACUACACUUGAGAAAAUUAUAAACAGACAGUGGAUUAGUAUAUCAGAUAAUGAGAAAACAGAAAUAAGAUUAAAUCUGAUGAAUGAACUGAUGACAAAACAUGAAACAAUGCCAUAUUUUAUUAGAAACAAAUUGGCAGCACUUCUAGUCUCUAUAGCUCGCUACGACUGGCCACAUUUGUAUCCUGAUUUUUUUACUAAUAUUGUUGAGUUGCUAAAAUGUGAGGGCCACCAGUGUAUAGUUGGCUUGGUUUUGGCACAAGCAGCCAGUGAAGAGCUGGGAGCAGCCCGAGAUACUGGAGUGUUACUACUCUCCACCAGAAAAAGUCAACUUGAAAGGCUUAUGCUGAAAGGCAUGCCUCAAAUGCUAUCGGCACUUAGUGCCAUAUUAGAGAGGAAUGCUCAAAAGGAAGGUCAGUCCAAUCCUCCUCCAUCUCCUACCAGUGGAAUGCCACAAACAUCAGCCUUGCCCGAUUUACUCGCCAAUGCACAUGAUGUUCACUCGGCAGAUAAAGCACUAAAUAUGGAAAUUGUAGUGAAGUGCCUCACCACACUGCAGCACUUGUUUCUGUGGUUGCCGCUCUCGUCGCACGUACCGCCAUCGCUCGUCACUACCGUAUUCUACUGGGGCAGUGUCGCUACACAAUCACAGAGCGUGGAGGCGGCGCUGGCGGGGCUGGGCGGCGUGUGCGAGCUGCUGUACCGACGGUACGCGCCGCCGUCGUCGGCCGCCACGGCGCUGCGCCUGCACCACUGCGCACUGCGCCUGCUGCGCCACCUCACGCAGCACACGCACCACAUGCAUCGCGCGCACGUAGAUUACUUAAACAAAUUGGCAGAGUUUCUCAAAUUGUUUGUAUCUCUGCAUUUCAAGAGGUUAGAAGCUGAGCCAGAGUUUGAUGCUAUAGACUUCUUGACAUACUUAUUCCAGUAUACAUUCCAGGUGCCUACUUGUACUACAUUUGUAAGUUGCUUAGAUGUAUGGAUACAAUUUAUCGACGUGUUAAAGCCUGAAGAUACUCCUAAAUAUUGGGAAGCUCUGCAAGCUCUAGUGAAUGGUAUUUUAAACAAAAUACAGUUCCAACACAACAAGGCGCAAUUACAACAUCUUGACAAUGACUCCUGUGAUGAUGACGGAGAAACCGAGUGGCAAAAGUUCCUAAAGCACUGUAUAGAAUGUAUCGCGAGAGUGGCGGACUUGGCGCCGCUAGACGUUUUCACUGCUGUGAUGGAGCGCUGGCAGUGCCUGGCGGGCGUGCACGCGCGCGCGGCGGGGCGCGGAGCGGGCGCGGGCGCGGACGCGGAGGCGGAACGCCUGCUGGCCGCGCUCCUCGACCUGGCCACGCUGACGCGCGUGCUGGGCCGCCUGGCGCCCUCCCUGCUCGCUGAGCCUGAAAGCAGUGCAUCAAGCGGGUCGACGGCAGUGGGCGCUGCUCGCGGCUGCGCGGCCGGCGCGGCGCUGGUGGAGCGCUGCGCGAGCGCGCUGGCGGGCGCGGCGCUCACCCGCCCGCACCGCACGCAUCCGGUGCCCGCGCUGGCCCGAGCGCACGUCAUGCUGCACGCGGAGAUGUUCGCGUGCAUGGGCGCGUGGUGCUGCUACGCGGCCGAGUGCGGCGUGCCGCUGCACACCAUGGACGGGCUGCUCGGCGCCGCGCUGCCCUUCCUCGUGCCGCACGACGUGCCGGAGCCACCUCUCCUGUGCCACGCGGCCGCGCACCUUCUGCUCAGCUUGUCCAAGAACGUCAAGUUCACAACCGAUCUCAUGGCGAUGUUGGGAGACUUGUUCAAUCACGCCCAACGCUCGCUGCACUAUCUGGAACCGAAGACGGCGGGCGUGGUGCGCGAGGCGCUGGUGGCGCUGGCGCUGGCGCGCGGCGCGGGCGGGCACGAGGCGGCGCGCGCGCUGCUGGCCGCCUGGUCGGCCGCGCUGCCCGCCGCCGGCCCGGCCGCCGCGCUGCCGCCGCUCACCGCGCUGCUGCACGCCUUCGCUGAUGCACCCACUGCCGCCAAAAAGAUAAUAGCCGAGGGCGUGUGCGCCGCGGCGGAGAGCGCGCUGCGGCUGCUGUGCGCGCCGGCGUGCGCGGCCGACGCGGAGAUCACCGACUUCUUCCUGGCGCUGUUCACGGCGCUGCUGCCGCAGCUCGGCGCCUUCGCCUACACCGCCAUCGACGUCUUCCUCGACGUCGCGCAGCGAGGUGACGGCGACGGCGCGGGCAGCCUGGAGCGGCUGGUGGAGUGCGUGCGGCUGGGCGUGGAGGCGGGCGGCGGCGGAGUGCGCGUGCACGCCGUGCUGCAGCUGCUGCAGGCGCACGUGCUGCCGCGCGCGCACGCCGCCGCGCCCGCACUCGCGCGCGCCGCGCACCGCCUGCUCGCGAGUGUGCUGGUGCACCGCUGGCGCUACUUCUUCCCGCACAAGUGCGAGGGCGAGGAGGCGGCGCGGCGCACGGCGGAGCUGCGCGGCGCGCUGACGGCGCUCGGGCGCGCGCUGCUGCAGCCCGACAUCGAGCUGCUGCGCAUCAACCUGAGCACCCUCGACACGCUCAACACUAAGUGGAAACUGUAUCAUAAGGCGAUCUUCCGGCAGGAGUUCAUGUGCUCGGUGCUGUCGGUGCUGCUGUCGGGGCUGUCGGAGGGCGGCGCGCGCGCGCUGCUGCGCGACGAGGCGCUGGCGGCCGUGCACGCCAUGGCGGCCGUGGACUUCGCGGCCUUCCGGCGCGCCUUCCUGCCGCACUUCGUGCAGUCGCUGCCCGGCCUGCAGCCGCAGCACGCGCGCCUGCUCGAGGACUUCCCUCCCGACACGGAUCUACCAACGUUCACACAGAACAUCCAGCGGCUGAUGAACGACGUGAACUGUUACCGCACGUAUCAGUCGCUCGCCUGCAACACCAUGGGCUCCUAGUACUUACAGUGAGUUGCCCACGCGUGGGACGACGGUGCUGUGAUUUCAUGUCACCACCUGGGCUAUUCGCUAACUCAGUGCCUUUCUUGAGGCUGAUGUUCACGGAGCCUAUUUGAUACACAUACAUUUUACAUUACAAAAAGUCAUAUUUCGUAGCAUAUCUUCUGUAGAAAACUGUUUUUAUAAAACAAAUUGGGUGAAUUCCUGAAACUACCGAGUCAGCGAAUAGCCCAGAAAUAUAAGAUAAUAUAAUAUGUAUAAUCAUACUGAUCAACCGUUUAUUGACGGUUGAUGAUAAUUGUUGAUGAAAUGUUUUAAAUAAUAAAUAAAUAAACAGCUCAAUUACCCAUUAAAGCUUUUAACAACAUUUCUGGAGUAUUUAGUAUCCCUAUUUCACAAAAGUGAGUGAGGUCUUGAAGAGCAGAGAUGAUGUUGUCAAUGUAAACUAUUUUUUAGGUUUCCACACAAUCAAUUUUCUGUUUUCCACACAAUAUUUUUUUAGUUUUCCACACAAUAAAUUUUUAGUUUUCCACACAAUAAAUUUUUAGUUUUCCACACUAUCAAUUUUUAGUUUUUUCACACAAUCAGUUUUUGGUUUUCCACACUAUCAAUUUUUAGUUUUUUCACACAAUAAAUUUUUAGUUUUCUACACAAUCAAUUUAGUUAUCCACACAAUAUUUUUUUAGUUUUUUCACACAAUCAAUUUUUGGUUUUCCACACAAUCAAUUUUUAGUUUCUUCACACAAUCAAUUUUUGGUUUUCCACACUAUCAAUUUUUAGUUUUUUCACACAAUAAAUUUUUAGUUUUCUACACAAUCAAUUUAGUUAUCCACACAAUAUUUUUUUAGUUUUUUUCACACAAUAAAUUUUUGGUUAUCCACACAAUAUUUUUUUAGUUUUUUCACACAAUCAAUUUUUGGUUUUCCACACAAUCAAUUUUUAGUUUUUUCACACAAUCAAUUUUUGGUUUUCCACACUAUCAAUUUUUAGUUUUUUCACACAAUCAAUUUUUGGUUUUCCACACAAUCAAUUUGUAGCUAUCUUGAUCAUUGGACUCGGUUCUUAUUUCUUCUUUUCUCAUUUGUCAUGUAUUUUGUUGCAAGAGUAAAAAUAACAAAAGACUAAUAAUUAUUAAGAAUCCUGAAAUAGUUCUAAACUAUUUGGAAUAUAUUUCAACCAAAUUAGCUGGGUUGAGCCGUUUGUUUAUUUCAUUAUGACGUCCCCUCUACACCAUCAACCAUAUAGACGAAUACGUCUCCUUUUUUUGGUAUUUAGUUUUGUAUUUUUCGUGCUUCCUUAAUUUAUGACCUUUUUAAUUAAUGGACAAUCCCUAAACAAUAAUGGUUGGCAAUAAUGGUGAUUCUGUCUCUGUCAUCACCGAUGGUGUAUAGGAGGUAUUAUGGAAAUUAAUUAUGAUAGUUCAAAUUAUGUAUCUUUUCAGCCAGAGUUGAUAAUCGUGAAUUUUGUAUGAAGUAUAAUCGAACCAUGAGAGUUGAUCAACGUUGAUCAUGGUUGAUUUCAUGUACCUCAACUACAUACUUACAUGUUUUAGUGUACAUAAUGUAUAUCUAGUAUUUUUUUACAAUGUAAUUAUAAAAAGAUUCUUUCUUUGUGAUUUAUUAUUAUUAUUAUUAUAUAGAAAGAGUCUUUCUAUAUAUUUUAUAAUAUCAAAAUGAAUAUAAGGUGCAUUUUAAAUUAACACGAUGAAAAUGUUCAUGUCAUACAACUAGUUUUAGUUUUAGCUAGUCAAAUAGAAAAUAUAUGCUUUUCCUAAUGUAAACCAUUAUUAGUUAUAUAUGUAAACCUCGCGGCAAUAGUAUAUGUUAUGCAAUUUAUAACUGGAUUUCAUUGUAAAAAGAUUAGGGUUUUCUAAGCAAAUGGGUAUAAUAUAAAGUCGAUUAAUGAUUUUUUAUAUGUAAAUUUUGUUGUUCUAUGUGCAUCUAUGAAUGAGAGCAAGAUGACAUUGUGGACGCUUCGGCUACUGCUAAACCAACGACCAGGCUAAUUCACUAUCUUUGACAUAUACGAAAUAGGUCUACUAUAAAUAUCUAUGUAACAAAUGUCAUCCGGUGCUUACUGUACUGGUGUAUAUCACACAGUAGGUAAAUGACAUUUUGUCAAUUGAUUUGAUGUUUAUUUUAAUAGGUUGAUAACAAAGACCAAAAUAGUGAAUAAGCCAGCUGUUGGAGACGACGAGAGAGGGAGACGUUCUUGUCUAGCCUUGUUAGCCUUUUCAAAAAAAUAUAUACGUUUAAUAUUAUUUAUUAAGUACUUAAUAGACUAUUUCUUGAAUAUAUGAAUUAUUAAAUUACAGGUAAUACCGAAUAGGAGAAAGUUUGAAUCUCGCUUGUCAAUUGUAAUAAAUUUUCACUAUAGUUACGAUGUUCCAUUAUUGUGAGUUAAAGUCAUUAUGAGAUGUUAUUAGAUGAAUGUUAGUCACGUCUAAAAACAUUCCUAAUCCUAAUAUUGAUUGUGCAUAAAGUAUGUAGAGUCGUAAAAGUCGUAAAAGGUGGACAUUUGCUUUGUCAAUGGUAUUCAAAAAAAGGACGAUGUUCUCAAUUCUACGGAAUCUUUGUUUUUUUUUUAUAUGGCGGCGUUAAAAUUUAUUAUUAGAUUAAUCUAAAUGAUAGAUAUUAAUUUCGAAACACAUAUAUAUUUGUAUUGAAAUGCAAAUUGUUCUAAAGGGUUACCUAUUCCUGUUUCGUUUCUUGCCGGCUUUUCUCGACAAAAUCUGCCUUCCGAAGUGGUGGCAGUCUCAAAAAAUAGUCACGUUUCAAAAUUGUAAACUAAGUCUACUUUUAAUCAGUGGUGGAUUUACCAGGAGGCUAAGGUGGCUGGAGCCUAGGGCGGCAGAUUUUAGGGGGUGAUAAAGACCCAAAAAACUUUUCGUCGUUAUCAACCCAUAUACGUCUCACUGCUGAGCUCGAGUCACCUAAGUAAACGCGUGCCACCUCCUGUAAUCGACCGUAACUUAUGAAGUCUACCUUUAAACGAUCAUUUUACAUUUAAAUAAUAAUUAUCAAGUCGGUUAAAUGUUACAAGCAUGGGACCAAGUUUUAUGCUUAUGAAUCUGUUUUAUUCAACAAAUAAAGACAAGGAAAAAGAUAAUACUGACGCUAAAAAAAAGUUUGUACGUUUAAGUACUCAUAAUUAUUGUCUCAAAUAUGCUGUCAAACUUUUAGAAGUAUUUCUAUAAAAGUUUGAUUAUUUAUAUACAAGGUGCUGGGGAGUAAUUUAACUUCUAAGGUGUUGACGAGACCAGUUAUAGGAACCGAACUGCUUAAUUAAUAUUUUAUUUAAAAAAAAGUUUUUAUGUUUUUACACAAAGUAAUUCCGACAAUCCAUGUAAUACACGCCUUUAUCAACUGUGCAUUUUAAAAUACGUAAAACAACACAACAGAUUCCCGGGCGGGAAAAUUUUUCGACAGUGAAGCAAGGGUUGUCACAAAAAAAUGUUUAUUGGGAAAGAUAAAAAAAAUUGCUUGUGAGAAUUUAUCGACGUAAAAUUUUUAAUACUCGAACAUGCAAGAUAACGAAAUAAGUUUGGAUAGCAGCAAAUAAAAUUAAAUUUUACCUCCCUGCGAAAAAGGGGCGACGACGUAUGUAGUUUAAUUAAUGACAUUGAAGUCUGAACUCUGAAGAUCUACCUCUUUGCAUACAAACGUAUCUUCUUACUAUCAUAAAUGGUCGGCAGUUUUUAUCUUUUUCCUGCUUCUCAAUCAAUUUUAGAAUGGUCAUUCGGACAUUCUUAAUUAACAUUAGUGGUUCAUUAGUAUCUAUCUGUACAUUUAGUUAAGAACUCGCUUACGCCAUAUUAAAGUUAUUAUGUUAUAUUGUACGUAAGGUUUAUGAAUUUUUCACUAAAAGUUAAAGGCUUAUAAUAAAUAAAUAAGUUUUAAAUAAA